Messenger RNA from Beta vulgaris subsp. vulgaris (sugar beet), 1308 nucleotides. Its product is annotated as thiamine phosphate phosphatase-like protein. NCBI's taxonomy places the organism in Eukaryota, Viridiplantae, Streptophyta, Magnoliopsida, Caryophyllales, Amaranthaceae. Bases 89 to 907 code for a protein of 272 amino acids. The record is from RefSeq and is a predicted model, not a curated record. The transcript is spliced from 4 exons. Gene Ontology annotation, molecular function: phosphatase activity.
GGAAAAAAGCAUCGCCAAUUACCAAGAGGCCAACUUCCAUAGUUCCAUCACCAUUCACCAGCAAAGUAAGGUGUUUGUCCUCAGAAAUAUGUCGAGAAUAGUGGUGAUUUUCGACUUUGAUCGAACCAUAAUUGACGGAGAUAGCGAUAACUGGGUGGUAACUCAAAUGGGUCUCACUCACUUAUUUGAUCAGCUCUUUUCAACUAUGCCAUGGAACUCACUCAUGAAUAGGAUGAUGGAGGAGCUUCACUUACAACAAAAAACUAUUGAAGAUAUUGGAGAGUGUUUAAAGCAAAUGCCAUUACAUCCAAAGAUUAUUUCAGCAAUUAAAUCUGCUCAUUCUAUGGGGUGUGAUUUAAGGAUAGUAAGCGACGCCAACCAAUUUUUCAUCAAGACAAUCCUGGAACAACAUCAAUUGUUUGGGUUCUUUACAGAAAUAAUAACGAAUCCAACUUCCGUUGAUGAUGAUGGAAGGCUUAGGAUUGUGCCAUAUCAUGAUUUCAAAUUAUCUCCACAUGGUUGUACUCUUUGCCCUACCCAUAUGUGCAAGGGAAUGAUUCUCGAGGGCAUACAAGCUUUUUCUAGACAAAAUGGGAAGAAUAUAACCAUCUAUAUUGGAGACGGCGGUGGUGAUUAUUGCCCUAGUUUGAAGCUUGGAGAAAAUGAUCAUGUCAUGCCCAGGAAGAAGUUUCCGUUGUGGGAGCGCAUUCACAGGAACCCUUCUUUACUUAAGGCCACUGUCCAUGAGUGGAGCAACGGAGAAGAACUUGAAACUACCCUCCUUCAUCUCAUAACCUGCCGUGCAACUGAUGGAAACCAAUGUGUCUAUGCUUCUACUGGAUCCGAUACGACGAGCAAGGUCCAUAGUAGACCUGCUUCUACUAUUAAAGUCUGUCAAAGUCUAUGAACUUGUAUUCUGAAACUUGCAUUGUUAUGUAAUCAUCAAAUGUAAAGCACUCGCCAAUUAGCCAGAUUGGUAAAGUCAGGCCAAUCAUCGACUAGCAUCUAAUACAGCAGCACCCCCUCUGCCAUUUGGUAUCAGAAAAACAAUGGCGGCUUUUUAUGGAAGAAAAACAUAGGUGGGAAGGUUCAAGAAUAAAGCCUACUUUUACAUUUAAAUGAUCUUUUAUUUUGUUUUUUUGAAAAUUUGAUGCAAAUAUACUAGUCACCAAUGAAAAGUAUAUUAAACUAUGAAAAUGUAUAGAGGGAGAAGUGGUAGCUCAGUGGAGUACCAUCUCGAAUUUUAAGGUAUUUUCCAGGGUUUGAAUCCUCAUCCUAAUAAUAUGUUAGAGAAAUUUAAUUGUGAUA